Messenger RNA from Didymosphaeria variabile, 3192 nucleotides. RefSeq lists its product as uncharacterized. Gene Ontology annotation, molecular function: peroxidase activity; oxidoreductase activity, acting on paired donors, with incorporation or reduction of molecular oxygen; heme binding. The record is from RefSeq and is a predicted model, not a curated record. Bases 1 to 3192 code for a protein of 1063 amino acids. The transcript has 6 exons. Gene Ontology annotation, biological process: response to oxidative stress. Lineage: Eukaryota; Fungi; Ascomycota; Dothideomycetes; Pleosporales; Didymosphaeriaceae.
AUGCCAAACCAGUUUAAGUCGCUUUUCGGCACCCUCAGGAAGAAACCAACUCGGCCGGCCGACGCACGCCCCACAGAAGCCGCCAACGGUCACGCCAACGGUAACAUUAAGACUAGCAUCGGACAUGACCUUGCAAACUUGGGCCUUCAGAAUGCCAAAACCAUGGUCGAAGCCAUCCCGCAGCUGGGCAGCGGAGACCCAAUUGACGACAAGGAGCUUUUGCUGGAGCACGGCGUCUCCAUGCUGCAGGGUAUGCCAUUGAACAGUAGCCUCAGCGAGAAGAUUUCCGAUGGCUUCAUUACAAUGCUCUGGCAGGACCUGCCUCAUCCGCCGCCAACUGUCGCGGGACCCACCGCCCGAUAUCGUCGCCAUGAUGGAGGUGGAAAUAGUCCCUGGGACCCAGAGUUGGGGAAAGCUGGGUCACCAUACGCACGCAAUGUACCGCCGCUAAAGCCCAAAGGACCCAACUUGCCAAACGUCGAGGAUGUGUAUGAGGCUCUACUCAAACGUGAAGGCCCUUUUCAGAAACACCCAUCCGGCUUGAACCGUCUAUUCUUCUCCUUCGCAACUGUCGUCAUACACGAGUGCUUCCAAACUUCGAGGUCGGAUCCAUGGAUCAAUGAAACGUCAAGCUACGUGGACCUGGGCACCCUGUACGGAAACACCGAGAAAGAGCAAAAGUACGUGCGUACCUACGACAAUGGACUUAUAUAUCCUGAUUCCAUCGCCUCCGAUCGCAUCAUGAUGAUGCCACCCGGCGUUGUCGCUGUGCUCCUGUUAUUCUCCCGCAAUCACAAUCACAUAGCCGAGAAUCUCUUUACGAUCAAUGAAUGCGGAAAGUACAAGCCGUGGGAUAGGCUCGAUGAAGAAGGGAAGAAAUGGCAAGACGAGGACAUUUUCCAAUUGACACGGAACAUCAACGUCGGCUUUUUCGCCUCCGUUGUGCUCCGCGAUUAUGUCGCGUCCAUCUUGAACACUCCGCGCGCAAAUUCCGAGUGGUCUCUGGAUCUGGGUAAAGAAAUAAGAGAGCGUGGUAAACGAGUCGAACGUGGCACAGGCAAUCUUGUGUCCGUUGAGUUUGCUGUUCUCUAUCAUUGGCACGCCGCUCUGAGUGCAGCGGACGACCAAUGGAUGGAAGACAUUAUCAGAGAUGCCUUCCCUGACAUCAACUCAAUCCAGGAGGUCACUGUCGAUAUGUACAAGGAGAUGAUGAAAAAGUACGGGUCAAGGUUCAGACGGCAGGAACCGAGGGAAUGGACGUUUGGAGGUCUCCAACGCGGACCUGAUGGACGAUUUGACGAUCGGCAGCUUGCAGACCUCAUCAAGCACUGCAUCGAGGAACCCGCGCAUGCGUUCGGCGCUCGUGGCACCCCUCAAAGCCUCAAAAUUGUGGAUAUCAUGGGUCAGCUGCAGGCGCGAGACGUCUUCAAUGUGUGCACAUUGAAUGAAUUCCGCCGCUAUUUGAACCUGAAACCGUACGAGACCUUCGAGGACUGGAAUCCCGACACAACGGUUGCUCGAGCAGCUGAGCUCCUGUAUGGUGACAUCGAAAAUAUGGAAUUAUACCCUGGACUCAUGGCAGAAUGUACCAAACCUUUCAUGCCGGGCAGCGGCGUAUGUCCUGGGCAGACGACAGGCCGGGGUAUACUUGACGAUGCUGUCUCCCUAGUUCGAGGUGACCGUUUCCUGAGUUACGAUUUUAACAGCACUACGUUAACUCAUUGGGGUGCCGCAAAGCUUCAAGAGCCCGCGGCAGGUUCGUAUGGUGGGGUGCUUCCUAAGCUGAUACUCAAUGGUCUGCCAGGAGCAUUCUCGGGCACGUCGUCAUAUGCGCUCCUACCAUUCUAUACGCCAGACGCUGCUCGGGAAAUUCUCAAAGGAAACGAUGUUCUUCACCUGUACGAACUGAGUCGGCCUCCGAGCGAUCGUGUGAUCUUCAGCCUGCAGACGAAUGAAGGCUGCAAGAAGGCCUUCGAGGAUCGUGCUACCUUCCGCACAAUGUAUCAGACAGCCAUUCGCAAUAUCACCGGCGGAAAUGAAUUCAUGAUCGGGUGGGAUGACCCCAAACGCCACGAUUCGCGGUCAAAGAGCUUACACAAGUUGAUCUUCGAGGAAGAUUUCGAAAAGCAUGUGACUGAUUUCUUCGUUUCAAACGUGCAGAAGCUGAUCCAAGAAAACUCGCUCGUGGCGGUCAAGGGUCGCAAAUCCAUCGACAUUGUUCGAGAUGUGACAAAUAUCGCACCUAUUCUCUGGCUUGCGGAACGCUUCGCUCUUCCAUUGAAGACCGCAGAGCAGCCACGAGGGGUUUUGUCCAUCUACGAUACAUUCACCAUCUAUCUCACUCUCUUCAUCUACCAAAGCUUCAACAUCAUUCCCGCAGAAGAGUGGAAACUGCGAGAAGCCGCCGUAAAAGCCGCCGAGCCCUUGCGGAAGAUCUUUGAAACCCACCUCAAGACGCAGUCAGGGGCCGUAGAACAUUUUGUCGACUGGCUUGCUAACGGUAGCGCCCUCGAUGUCGGUCCGGAUGCGGAUCGUCUCUAUCACGGUCUGAGAGACACUAAACUACCGAUUGAAGAACUUGUCACCGACUGUAUCGGUAUCAGUACCCCUAUUGUCGGCAAUCUCACACAACAAGCAUCGCUUCUCAUUGAUCUGUAUCUCCGCCCCGAGUACGAGGAAUACAAGAAACGCAUCACCCAGUUGGCAUACAUGAACGACGCAGCUUCCGAGAAGGAGCUUCAGGGUUUUGUCUUCGAAGGCAUGCGACACGCAAACUCCGUACCCGGUCUUCCACGUGUGACUACUCGCGACGUUACGAUCGUUGACGGCGCUCGUGGACCCAUCUCGAUCCCAGCCGGUCGUACAGUCCUGAUCGCAACUUCAAUGGCUGCCAUGGAUCCGAUUGCAUUCCCGGAUCCAGAGAAGAUCAACCCGCAUCGGCCUCUCAAAAACUACACGCUCUUCGGCCAUGGUCUGCACUAUUGCUUUGGGCAACAACUUGUGGGCGCAUCGCUCGCUGCGACGCUAAGAGAAGUGUUUAAGUUGAAGAACGUGCGGCGCGCACCUGGCAAGCAGGGCGUUUUCACUACCGUUGAGCACAAAAUCGCUGGACUCAAGAUCAAAAAGUAUCUGGACGCUAGCUCGAGGGAAGCGGCGGUCCCGACGAGCCUGACGCUACACUACGAUGAGUAG